AAGUGUCUGGUGCAUGCUGGGCAUGGAUGAAUCCUGCCACCCCAUCCCACCUGGGAGGCCAGGCAGAGUGGGUCCAGAUGGGGAUACUGGGCCUGGAACCGUACGGGUCCUGCUUUGGGUGGUGUCAGCCUAGCCCAGCUCUGCUUGCUAGGCUGGGAGCAAGGAUUCCUGGUUCUCAUCUUGUCUCAGCUUCCGGAGUAUCCUUCCCCUCCUAAACUCCUGAUUUCUCUCUCUGCGAAGGCAGAAUUCAGCAUCCUCCCCAGUCUGAGAAGAGGAAAACCUUUGGGACUUCGAGAUCCUCGUUCCCCGCUUUGAGUCCCCCUGGUCCUCCCACACUGACAGCUGACUGGUGCUUUCACUCCAUCCCGCAGCACAGUCUUGAAUCUGGGUCCAAGACCAGCAACCAGAAGCUAGACUCCCCACUCCUCCAUGUCACCCAGCAAGAUUAGGCUUCCGUUGUCUUUUCCCUGAUCCCCUUCCUGUGGGCCCCUCCUCUGGCCCCCAUCUGAGAACAAGCUUAACUGGGAAUGUUUGAACACAUAUGGGUGCCCAGGAGCGGGACGGCUAAGAAGACCGGCUGGAUUGGCCGCCAGCUUUUGUUGGGUCCAAUGUGUGGUCCCUCCUCCUCCUCCUCCCUGCACCUGGCGGGCUUCGAUUCCGGGGACCCCCAGCCCUCGGGUAGGGUGCGGAGGGCCCGGUUUCUGCUCCACUCACUAGCCCCGCUCCCCAGGUCCCUCCGGCCACCCCCCGGCACCAUGAACCUGCCGGUGCCGCCCCCUCCACGUCGGGUACGGCUGAAGCCUUGGCUGGUGGCCCAGGUGAACAGCCGCCAGUACCCGGGACUGCAGUGGGUCAACGCCGAACGCAGGCUCUUCUGCAUCCCCUGGCGCCACGCCACCCGCCACGGGCCCCAGCAGGACGAUGACAACACCAUAUUCAAGGCCUGGGCCAAGGAGACGGGCAAGUAUACGGAAGGGGUGGAUGAGGCGGAUCCGGCCAAGUGGAAGGCCAACUUGCGCUGUGCCCUCAACAAGAGCCGCGAAUUCAGCCUGCUGUACGACGGGCCUCGGGACACGCCCCCGCAGCCCUACAAGAUCUACGAGGUCUGUGCCGCCGGCCCCACCCCACCAGAGUCCCUGAUGGGCGAGGAGUACGGCUGUGGUCCGGGGGAGGAAGAGGAAGAAGAAGAGGAGCUGCAGCGAAUGCUACCAACUCUGAGUAUCACAGACCAGGGUCAGGUCCCGGUCCCCGCCAUGCAACCCUACCCCUGGCUGAAGCAGGAGCUGAAAUGGCCGCCAGGCUAUGAGCCGCCUUUGGGGUUGGGCCCCUCCCCCGCUGCGGCGGCGGCCCUGGCCCUCCCCCCCGGACCCCCUGCUGGCUUCGGGGAGCUGCUUCCAGAGAGCUUGCCCGGCCUGGAGCCCGGACCCCUGGGCUCCAACCCCGCUCCUCCCGCGGAACAGUUGCUGCCGGACCUCCUGGUCAGCCCGCACAUGCUCCCACUGACCGACCUGGAGAUCAAGUUCCAGUACCGGGGCCGGCCGCCCCGCGCCCUGACCAUCAGCAACCCCCACGGCUGCCGCCUGUUCUACAGCCAGCUGGAGGCCACACAGGAGCAGGUGGAGCUGUUCGGGCCCGUGAGCCUGGAGCAGGUACGCUUCCCCGGUCCCGAGGACAUCCCCAGUGACAAGCAGCGCUUCUACACUCACCAGCUGCUGGACGUGCUGGACCGGGGGCUGAUCCUGCAGCUGCAGGGCCAGGACCUCUAUGCCGUCCGCCUCUGCCAGUGCAAGGUGUUCUGGAGCGGCCCCUGCGCCGCGCCCGACCACCCCGGCCCCAACCCCAUCCAGCGUGAGAGGAAGACCAAGCUCUUCAGCCUCGAGCAGUUCCUCAACGAACUCAUCCUGUUCCAGAAGGGCCAGGUGCCCACCCCGCCGUCCUUCGAGAUCUUCUUCUGCUUUGGCGAGGAGUGGCCGGAUCUCAAGCCGCGGGAGAAGAAACUCAUCACCGUGCAGGUGGUGCCCGUGGCAGCCCGGCUGCUGCUGGAGAUGUUCUCUGGGGAGCUGUCCUGGUCGGCGGACAGCAUCCGGCUUCAGAUCUCCAACCCGGACCUCAAGGACAGGAUGGUGGAGCAGUUCAAGGAGCUGCACCAGCUCUGGCAGUCGCAGCAGCGGUUGCAGCCCGCCCCACCUGGACCCUCUAGCCAGGACCCGGGCACGGGACCCUGGCCGAUGCACCCAGCGGGCAUGCACUAAGGUAACUGCGGGCAUCGCCUCCCUCUUCUCACUCUGCCAUGCCCACUGGCCUGCCUCUCCUGAACUUAUGCCGAGGCGCCAACACGAUGCAGGCCCCUCCCCGCCUUGGCCUUCCGGAGUCCUUCGGCCGAGAACCCGCAAGCUGCCCUGGGGAGGAGAGGACAGGAGGCCCGGCCCCGGCGCGACAGCUGGGAUCACCACUCUUGCUGCUGGGGUAGGUGAUCGAGGCUCCAGGAGAGAGCCAGGGUGGAUGGGGCAGGGCCUCAGAGCUGCCGCCGCCACUACUGGCUUGGGGGAGCUCCCCUCCUGGCGGGUGCCGCCUCGCACCUGGGAGGAAUUGCUGGUGGUGUCGGUCCAGAGAAGCCCCGAUUGCCUCCGCUCCCCGACUCCGGGGCCGUAGCACUGCCCUCUCACAGCUGCAGAAGGUGCAAGUGGCUGGGGCAUUCCAAGCAGAGGUGCAAACUGCAGGGAUGGUUUCUGGUAGAGGGCAGAGAUCCCCCCACGCCCCCCUGAGCCACCCCCGGUCUCCCUGAGGCAGAGGGGAAGCUGAGGACAGGUUCCUCCAGCUGGCUACAGCCAGCUACCCUAGGGGUAGGGGACCACGGGACUGGUUGUGGGGCCUGAGCUGCUUUGUUGAAUAAACUUCCUUAGACUUGCC
This is a messenger RNA of Ornithorhynchus anatinus (platypus), 2910 nucleotides long. It is a transcript of the gene IRF5, whose product is annotated as interferon regulatory factor 5. Gene Ontology annotation, biological process: immune system process; regulation of transcription by RNA polymerase II. The transcript has 8 exons. Bases 528 to 2252 code for a protein of 574 amino acids. The record is from RefSeq and is a predicted model, not a curated record. Gene Ontology annotation, cellular component: nucleus. NCBI's taxonomy places the organism in Eukaryota, Metazoa, Chordata, Mammalia, Monotremata, Ornithorhynchidae. Gene Ontology annotation, molecular function: DNA-binding transcription factor activity, RNA polymerase II-specific; RNA polymerase II cis-regulatory region sequence-specific DNA binding; protein binding.